This is a messenger RNA of Spinacia oleracea (spinach), 306 nucleotides long. RefSeq lists its product as uncharacterized. Lineage: Eukaryota; Viridiplantae; Streptophyta; Magnoliopsida; Caryophyllales; Amaranthaceae. The record is from RefSeq and is a predicted model, not a curated record. The transcript has 2 exons. Bases 1 to 306 code for a protein of 101 amino acids.
AUGUCAACUGAAGUCGCUGACUGUAAUCGUAAAAUUCGACAUUUUUGUGAAGCUGGUAAGCUUUCAGAAACUGUUGAUUUGCUCUGUAGCUCACCAACAUCGAAUUGGAGUUGGGUAGACAAUGUUUUGGGUGCAAAAUUAGUGUGUAUGUAUGUCAUUUGUGGGGAUUUAGUACAGGGAAGGAGAAUCUUUGAUAAAACUGCAUAUGAGAAGGUUCAUGGGUAUUUGUUGAAAUUGCACUUGGGUGGUAAUACUGUGGUAGUGAGCUCCCUGAUUAGUUUUUAUUUCAAGUUUGGAGUUUGUUGA